AUGUCGCAAAAAUCGUUGGAUGAGCUUGUGAGUGAAGCAGCGACAAAUCUACAAUACUCCCUGAGGAAUUUGCCAUACGAACAGCUGAAUGAUUUGAUCAAUAACAAGGCCAAACUGGAUCAACACUGCCAAAGCUCACCUGUUGUAGGUUUUCUUUUGUUUUUGAUGCUUUUGUUUUUAGAUGAAGUUGGUUUUGUGUUUAAAAUCUUUCAUACAUACCGUUGGAUGUUUUAAUUGCUAAAUAACAUCUUUUCCUAUCCAACUUUUGUUUUUUUAUUUGCUUUUCUCUUUUUUACCUAGUGUAAUAUCCAAAAUGCCUGUUUCUCCAAAAUUACCGAUUGAUAGAAGGCGAGGAUCGUUUUGAAAGCUUUUUUAUUUCUUGUUCUUUCUAUAAGUCUGUAUUUCAGCUGAAUGUAUUGAUAACCAAGCGAGAUGGACUAAAACGGGUGGCCAAGAGCUAUGCUGAGCAUAAUUUGGAUCAUGAACAACGAUUUUAUUCGACAAAGAACACCCUGAGAGAAACACAGAUUCAAACAAAGCGGCUAAAAGCUGAAUGUGAGCGGUUGAAGGCUGAACUUGAACAAAUUGGAGAGAACCGACGGAUAGAUAAAGUAGCCAAUCUUUUGAGGGCAAGUGUAAGGAAAACUGAAGAUGAAAGUGAGGUAAGUAGCUUUUAUUUUUGUGUCUUGGCUUUUAGGUUGAAAGAGCGUUCUUUAACAAACCUUUUAACGAGGUUUUGAUUCAUUUUUCGAUGAUUCAUCGAGAUCGUCAAGUAUAAUAUUGUGACGUUUUUAUUUGAAUACUUCUUGGAGGAAAUUAGGUUCAGAGUGAAGUAUUCGGAUUCAUAUCUCCAUUUUCAGGCCUUAAUGGAACAAUUUCUGGAUGGGAAGUCGAAUCUAGACCAAUUUGUUGAAGAGUAUCAGAAAAAACGACAACUUUUCCACGAAAAAGAGUUCAAAUCGAGGAAAUUGGAUGAAAUUUUGCAAAUGCAGAGGAUAUGA
Messenger RNA from Bursaphelenchus xylophilus (pine wood nematode), 1001 nucleotides. Lineage: Eukaryota; Metazoa; Nematoda; Chromadorea; Rhabditida; Aphelenchoididae. The record is from the annotation of a GenBank genome assembly.